Messenger RNA from Toxotes jaculatrix (banded archerfish), 1245 nucleotides. RefSeq names its product butyrophilin subfamily 2 member A1-like. NCBI's taxonomy places the organism in Eukaryota, Metazoa, Chordata, Actinopteri, Toxotidae. The record is from RefSeq and is a predicted model, not a curated record. Bases 453 to 1226 code for a protein of 257 amino acids. The transcript is spliced from 4 exons.
GCGAGUUGUAAGUGAGCGGCGGGAAUUUAAUACAGUGAACGUAAGAGUAACCGUAAAGCUGAAGCCCUUCCAGGUGAACAAGACUCCCGGCUCGUUUUUGGAGUAGUGCUGUUCUCCGGUUCUCUAAAAAGAGCCGGAAUUCCCAACACUAUUUUGGAGUUCUGUCGUUGUGUGAGUGACAGGGGGGCGGGGUUAUCCACGAGCAGAUACCGCUCGUGCCUGGAGCUUUUCACUGUUCCUCUGUGCUCGCGGACCACCGACUCCCUCACGAGCACUGAGGAAUGUUCAUUCAAACGGGGUUUUAAAUUAAAAGCAGACAAAACAAAACCAGCGCUCUUCAUCUGACACUAAAAUUAUACAACCGAGAACAGGAGGGAGCGAUUGUUUCAAUCGAUCGGUGCUACAGAGAAAGUUCGAGAACCGCCGCUGGAUUGAACGUAAGGCUGACAGUAAUGGAUCUUCGCCCAGUUUACCUGUGGCUCCUGGCGGUGAUUGUGGAGGCAGACGGACCAGGGGCCAACAGGUUGGUGGUUGUGGUUGAAGGGAGCAACGCCACCUUGCCCUGUUCCCUCAUCACCCAGGAGAACAUAGAGUCAGAGCUGUUUGACUGGAGGAAGGACCGUCACAUGGAGGUCUUCCUGUAUGAUAGAGGCAGUCAUUACAAUAAAGGCCGCCCAGGUCAAGAUGACCAGUUCAAAGGUCGUGUCUCACAUUUUGAAGAAGAACUGAAGCAUGGAAACGCCUCCAUAGUCAUCAGAAGCACAAAGGUGGCUGACAGCGGAAACUACACCUGUGACUUCCCACAUCACCGGCCACGCAGAAAAACAUUUUAUAUUUCUCUUGUUGUCAAUCGUGACUCACAGCAUCCUGCCUUAACAGAGCGGUCAGGAGAAAUCAGUGGUGCGGCUCCAAAGCCGUACACCAGGAUCGUUAAUGUCACGAAGAGCGGGGUGCUGCUGAUGUGUGAGGUACUCAGAGCCUAUCCCAUGCCUACGCUGGAGUGGCAGGACAGCGAUGGAAACGUCCUCCCUGCUGAGCAACACGUCUCAGAAAGAGGGGGCUACUACUCCGUCAGCCUCCUCACCACUGUGAACAGGACCAAAACCAAAGUAUUCCACUGUGCAGCCAAGCAGGAGGCCAUCGGCCACAUGACCAAGGCUGACAUCUAUGUUCCUUUCUGUGGUGAGAUUCCUUUUAUUAGUCUUUUAAAUGCAAAGAGACUGUGAUGGACACUGAAUGAAACCC